AGCUAAUUGCUGUUGCGUGAGGUCAGAGAGACAUUUAUCUGACUGAGCUAGCCUUCCCUGCUAGCCCACAACAGACAGACAGACGGACAGGGAGGAUGUUGCACAGCUCACACUACAGAGAGGAGAGACUGGCUGCUAAAGCACUGACUAACUGAGAAGUCCCAGGGACAUGCACACACAUACAUACACUCUAUCUCUCUCUCUCUCGCUCUCUCUCUCUCACACACACACAUACAUCCACAUACCCACAGACUCCUCUGACACACACACACAUACACACACAGCUUGUGUGUAAGUAAUCAGGAGCAGUGGGAUCACAGUAACUCUAAAGCUUCUAAGAAAGAGGAACGCCACUAACUGUUUCAUCUCUGGACGCUCAAUACUAAUCUCUGGCCUCCACAGAACCCCUGAAACAUCCGGAAACAGACGGAAGCAGACAAGACCAUGUCUGCUGUUGGAUGACGGUCUCCUCUGCCGGGAUCACACAGCCAACACACACAGUGAGGAUCACACUGAGACAGACUGACAGACAUCAACAUAAAGACUGGCCUCAUCCAUACAGAGAGACAGUGAGACAGACGGACAUCAACCUACAGCCUUGUGUCCUUACAACAGAGAGACAGACAACAACUCCAAACAGAGAGAGACAUCACACAAGUGCCUGGUCACUCUCUUACCCUCCUACCCUUCACCCACUCCACCUCCCACCAGCUGGCCUUAGCACCCCAGCCAGGGGUUACAGGUCACAGGUCAGGGGGACCAGCCCAUCCAGGCUCCUAGUGAACAGCGCUAGGAGGGCACUGUCUGGCACUCUGUUCUGUUCUGUCUGCCGGAGCAGACAGCAGUAUUUCAGCAUGUUGUCCGUGGCGCCCCACAGCAGUGCAUUAUAAUGCCCAGAUGGAUGCCACUGCCAUGCAACCUGCCUAACUUGCUGUCGGCACUGUACCUUCACAUCAUCUUCCUGCUGGGCAGCGUGUGUGUGGUCUGCAGCAACUGCACACCCGAGCAGCUAGCCGCCAUCAUGAACUGCUCCAAGCACGAGCGCCAUGCACGGAACUACGACUACAUGGAAGGGGGAGAUGUACGCAUACGACAGCUGUUCAGCCGGACACAGUGGUUCCUUACCGUUGACGACUACGGCAACAUCAACGGGACACAAGACCCCACCAACUGUUACAGUAAGACCACUGUUUCCCCUAUAUAUGCCGGCACACCGCCGCUAAAUCGUGCCCGCUUCUGUUAAAACGUGGCAUCCGCUGCUAAAUCGUGGCCUCCGCUGUUAAAUAUAGUGGCCUCCGCUGUUAAAUCGUGGCCUCCGCUGUUAAAUAGUGGCCUCCGCUGUUAAAUAGUGGCCUCCGCUGUUAAAUAGUGGCCUCCGCUGUUAAAUAGUGGCCUCCGCUGUUAAAUA
Molecule: messenger RNA, 1408 nt
Organism: Oncorhynchus gorbuscha (pink salmon)
Lineage: Eukaryota; Metazoa; Chordata; Actinopteri; Salmoniformes; Salmonidae
Product: fibroblast growth factor 7-like
Exons: 2
Coding region: 890-1243 (117 amino acids)
Source: RefSeq, a predicted model, not a curated record